AUGUCCCACGAACAGCCUUAUGACCCUUAUAUCCCUGCCGGUGGUAAUACCGCCACCGCGGGCGCAGGCGCCUCCCAGAAUGGCAACCAGCGAACCGCCGCACUGCAAGCGCAAAUCGACGACACUGUCGGUGUCAUGCGCGAAAACAUCAACAAGGUCUCCCAACGUGGUGAGCGCCUUGAUUCCCUGCAGGACAAGACCGACAACCUGGCCGUAUCAGCCCAGGGCUUCCGUCGCGGCGCCAACCGCGUGCGCAAGCAGAUGUGGUGGAAGGAUAUGAAGAUGCGUACAGUCAAGUGUCUGCUCAACGCCAGCCGUCCAGAGCAACGCGAGGCUCUGGUAGGCUAUCCGCUGGCCGGCGCCUUCGUGUCCGAGUCGGAACGAAGUGCAGAAGGCCGGCAAGCUCAGACAGAGUGGAGGAAGUGGAUAGGAGAACCACGCAACGCACGAGUCACAGGCACCGAUGCGAUCAGAUAA
This is a messenger RNA of Penicillium argentinense, 477 nucleotides long. RefSeq names its product SNAP receptor SNC2. The transcript has 3 exons. The record is from RefSeq and is a predicted model, not a curated record. Bases 1 to 477 code for a protein of 158 amino acids. Gene Ontology annotation, molecular function: syntaxin binding; SNAP receptor activity. Gene Ontology annotation, cellular component: plasma membrane; SNARE complex. Lineage: Eukaryota; Fungi; Ascomycota; Eurotiomycetes; Eurotiales; Aspergillaceae. Gene Ontology annotation, biological process: vesicle-mediated transport; vesicle fusion.